UGUCCGGUGGGCAAACUCCUUCUUUCUCUUAGUGGUGGAAGAAGCCACAAGGUUCUUCUGUCCUCCGCCCUGUGUCUACCUCGCCGGUCCAGGCUGGAGGGUGAAGCCGCUGCAAGACCAAGCCCACCAGUCUGCGGAGACCGGACCCACGGUCUGCGGCUACAUGGGACUGGAUGGCGCGUCCGGCAAUGCUCCUGAGACGCAGAAGUUGAAUUUCGAAGAGCAGCCGGACUCAAGGGAAUUUGGUUGUGCCAAGACCCUGUACAUCUCCGACGCCGAUAAGAGGAAGCACUUCCGGUUAGUGCUGCGGCUUGUGCUGCGAGGAGGCCGGGAACUGGGCACCUUCCAUAGUCGCCUCAUCAAGGUGAUCUCCAAGCCCUCACAGAAGAAGCAGUCGCUGAAAAAUACAGACCUGUGCAUCUCCUCGGGCUCCAAGGUCUCCCUCUUCAACCGCCUGCGCUCCCAGACAGUGUCCACGCGUUACCUCUCUGUGGAAGACGGGGCCUUUGUGGCCAGCGCAAGACAGUGGGCUGCCUUCACACUCCACCUGGCUGAUGAGCACCGUUCCCAAGGGGACUUUCUACCCCAGGAAGGUUACAUCCGCUAUGGCUCCCUCGUGCAGCUCGUCUGUACAGUCACGGGCGUCACACUGCCUCCUAUGUGCUUCAUGGGAGUGUGCCCGUGACCUCAUGGCUAUCAGAAUAGAACUGCCUGGCUGGGAGAGCAGCCAGCCUCUGGGGAACCCCGCACCUUGCUACCCCUCUUCCUGACAUCCCUCUGCUGCAGAUCAUCCGCAAAGUAGCCAAGCAGUGUGCCCUCCUAGACGUGGAUGAACCCAUUUCCCAGCUGCACAAGUGCGCAUUCCAGUUCCCAGGUGACACUCCAGGAGGGGGUGGCACCUACUUAUGCCUUGCCACAGAGAAGGUGGUGAAGUUCCAGGUGAGAAACAGAGACCGCCAAGCACAUCAGGAAGAAUCCAGAGGCCGUAGGAUGUCAGA
Microtus oregoni (creeping vole) is the source of this 998-nucleotide messenger RNA. RefSeq names its product recombining binding protein suppressor of hairless-like protein. The coding region runs from base 164 to 685 and encodes 173 amino acids. Gene Ontology annotation, cellular component: nucleus. The transcript is spliced from 7 exons. Gene Ontology annotation, biological process: regulation of transcription by RNA polymerase II. Gene Ontology annotation, molecular function: DNA-binding transcription activator activity, RNA polymerase II-specific; RNA polymerase II cis-regulatory region sequence-specific DNA binding. Lineage: Eukaryota; Metazoa; Chordata; Mammalia; Rodentia; Cricetidae. The record is from RefSeq and is a predicted model, not a curated record.